Fusarium verticillioides 7600 is the source of this 1128-nucleotide messenger RNA. RefSeq lists its product as hypothetical. The record is from RefSeq and is a predicted model, not a curated record. NCBI's taxonomy places the organism in Eukaryota, Fungi, Ascomycota, Sordariomycetes, Hypocreales, Nectriaceae. The transcript is spliced from 3 exons. The coding region runs from base 1 to 1128 and encodes 375 amino acids. Gene Ontology annotation, molecular function: protein binding.
AUGGACUUGUUUUCUCCUCUCCUCGCCAGGCAACUGAGGUUCUACACGCGCUUUCUCGCUCCAUCGACAACAAUCACACCGCCCCCCGCCUCCGCCGUUGGUCUGAACAAACUCCCUGAAGAGAUCCUCAUGGCUAUCAUCCACAAUAUCUUUGAAGGCACUGACAAAACAUCACUAUUCACCUUCUUUGCGCUGCGCCAAGUCUCCCAACGGUUCAGACGACUGACUCAAGAUGAAGCCUUCAUCUCACACCUCUUCUCGGACAAGGAUUGCUGCGAACAGUGUCUCAUAUCAUCAGGGACUUGGGCGCGAAGAGAGAGCGCACCUGCCACGAUAACGAACAUCGAUCUCCCACUCACCAGAGAAAAGCACUGCUUCGGCUACAAAGCCCAGAAGAGAGGUAUUUGCUUGAAAGGCCUAGACGACUUCGUCAGAAAGGGAAAGAUAUGCUCUACCUGUCAGAAGUGGCUGGAUGUUAGAACGACAGACGGCUCGUCCCUGAAAUGCAAGUUCUCGCCCCAACAUUCCGACUGGAAGAAGUGCACAAGCUGCGGAGUUUCUCACCCUGCCUCAUGCUUUUCAGCCGGUGAAGACCGAUGCAUUGCCAGGUCGGGUUACAUCCGGCUUUGUGAGCACAAGACUCUCGACUUGUGUUACGUCCAAAGCUUUAUUGGCGGCCCUCAGUCUUACUCCAACAAGUGUCAAAAGGUCAAGAUCAUGAGUUGCGAAGAUCCGAGUCACUAUAGCUCUUGUAGCACUAAACUUGAUGGGCCAAAGGCCGAGAUGACCAUAUAUCCAACGGGCGGAGGCUUGUUGUCGCUCACAUUUACCGGUAACUCGGAUCCUGAUCUGACAUCAGAUCGAGGGAUCGGCGACAUUCUCUAUGGUAUGAACCACGAAACGGGAACAAUGACUCUUCCAAUGUCGGUCAUCUACGAGGCCAUUCGAUCAGUUCGGGAGAAGGGCGGGAAGCACUUUGCACCGAAACGUAUAUUGGGAGUUCUGCCCGAGCUGAGCGCUCUCAUCCUUGAAGACAUCUUCACUGAUUCAAAGUCAUCCAUCCAAAAGGGGCAAAACCGCCAACUCGCUCAUCUCUACUCCACCACAAUCCGACCCAAGGCAAUUUGA